AUGUAUCGCCAAAUUCUGGUCCACCCUGAGGACCGGGACCUCCAGCGCGUCCUUUGGCGGUAUAGCAUCCGGGAUGAGGUGGCGGAGUUCCGCCUUAACACCGUGACAUACGGUUUAGCCUGUGCACCGUUCCUGGCUAUGCGCACUCUCCAGCUGGCCGACGAUGAAGCGGACACCUAUCCGUUAGCCGCUCGUGCUCUACGCCGGGACGUUUACAUGGACGACGUUCUGACAGGCGCCUCAAGCCUGGAGGAGGCGCUGGAGUUGCGACAACAGCUGACCGACAUGCGCAUGGCGGGCGGCUUUCCCCUGCGCAAGUGGUCAGCUAACGAGUCGCGAAUCUUGCGGGACGUUCCGGCGGAGCACCGCAUGCAGCAGGCGCUGCGGGAUUGGGGACCGCCCGAGACGCACGGGACCUUGGGCUUGCAGUGGCAUCCCGCCUCUGACGAAUUUUCAUUCGCCAUUCCGGCGAUCUCUUUGACCGACGUGACUAAGAGGUCGGUGCUGUCCUUGACAGCCCGGCUGUUUGAUCCUUUAGGUUGGCUGGCGCCGGUUGUGGUACGGGCUAAGAUUGCCUUCCAGUCGACUUGGCUGAUGAGUCUUGGCUGGGACGACCCUCUCGACGAGGCUGAGAGACAAAUGUGGCGCGAGUACGAGGCGGGACUCCCCCUUCUACGGAGUGUGCGGGUUCCGCGACGAUUGGAUGCGGGUUUGUCGAUCGGCGACGCGGAGCUCCAUGGGUUUGCCGACGCCUCGGAGCGCGCCUAUGCCGCCGUCAUCUACUUGCGGACUAGCUCCGGUGCGUCCUGGAGAACCUGCCUCGUUGCAGCCAGGACUAAGGUCGCGCCCAUAAAACCGGUGACGCUACCUAGGCUGGAGUUGUGCGCCGCUACCCUCCUGUCGGACUCAACGGUUGCCCUGGGCUGGAUACGCGGCCACCCGACACGGUGGAAGACCUUUCUGGCAAACCGCGUUGCCGAAAUUCAGACCAGGGUCUCUGACGCUCAGUGGCAUCAUGUGCCUGGCCCGGAUAAUCCAGCUGACUGCGCUUCCCGCGGACUUGCGCCGGGAGAGCUGGUGCCACACCCGCUCUGGUGGCGGGGUCCGCAUUGGCUCCGGGCGGAGUCGACGUCCUGGCCUGAGGCUGACCGAGGGGCUCCCCGUGACGGCUGGCCGGAGGAGAGAGUUCACGCGCGAGCGGCCAGGACCACGCCCGUCAGCGUGGAAGAGCCUGCUGAGCUCUUGCGCUUUUCGAGCCUCAAUCGUCUGCUGAGAGUGACAUCGUGGUGCCGACGCUGGCUUCGUCUUAGACCGACUGCUACGCCCGCGGCCGUGGAGGACGGCCGGGGUCGAUAUGGGGGCGAGCUACUGACGGACGAGCUGGAGGAGACGAGGUUAGCUUGGAUUCGACAAGUCCAGGCUGACCACUACCGGUUGGAGCUGGGAGUCGUGCGGCGGGGUCAGCCUCUGCCGGCGUCCAGCUCUCUUGCCCGAUUUACCCCCCUUUUAGAUCAUCAGGGUCUACUGCGCGUGGGAGGUCGCCUCAAGCACGCGCUUCUCGCUUAUGACGAGCGACAUCCAGCGCUGCUGCCUGGGGCUCUCAUUUUGCCCGGCUGGUGGUGGAGGACUGCCACCGACGCACGUUGCACGGCGGCGUUUAGAUGA
Messenger RNA from Solenopsis invicta (red fire ant), 1665 nucleotides. RefSeq lists its product as uncharacterized. The record is from RefSeq and is a predicted model, not a curated record. The transcript has 2 exons. Lineage: Eukaryota; Metazoa; Arthropoda; Insecta; Hymenoptera; Formicidae. Bases 1 to 1665 code for a protein of 554 amino acids.